Messenger RNA from Closterium sp. NIES-67, 729 nucleotides. The record is from the annotation of a GenBank genome assembly. Lineage: Eukaryota; Viridiplantae; Streptophyta; Zygnematophyceae; Desmidiales; Closteriaceae.
UACCAUGCCUGAGGGAGCCUAUGUGAAUCGCGAGGAGGAAAGGAUGGUGGGGCAGGAGUCAGACGAGAAGGAGGCUCGGCUUCUGGAGCACAUCGCCCAAACAGUCCCCGCGAACGACCCGCAAGCAGUGAUUAGCGCCAUCGAUUCCUACGCGUGGUCCAGCCCGGAGUUUUUCAUGAACGUCGGCGACGUGAAAGGUGCAAUUUUAGACGACGCCGUCCGUCGCGCGAAUCCCUUCAGCGCACUCGAGCUCGGCGCGUUCUGCGGGUACUCGGCGGUUCGAAUCGCUUCGCGCCUUUCGAAGCCGGGAGCUCGGUUGGUGACUGUGGAGCUGAGCGACCUCCGUUCGUCCGUCGUCCGCAGCGUCGUCGCUCACGCAGGCCUCAGCGACAAAGUUACUGUCGUUACAGGCACGCUGCAGACUUCAACAGAUGAAAUUCGGCAAGGUGCGAGCAAGGUUCCAUUCGAUCUAGUCUUCAUCGAUCACGUGAAGCACCUCUACCUACCAGACCUCUUUUUUCUCAGAGACCAGAAGCUCAUCGGACCAGGAACUAUCAUUGUGGCUGAUAACAUUAAGUGUUGGGCUGAGAAAAGCCCUUAGGAUCUUUUGCAGAGACUAAGUCCCAGCUGUAGAGACUUGAGACUUGGAGUAGUGCAGCGGAAGUUGAGGCAGUUGAACCCUUGUACUAGUAUGUGAGAACAAGUGAUUAAUUAAGGAAACAAGCAUAC